This is a messenger RNA of Candida dubliniensis CD36, 1683 nucleotides long. RefSeq lists its product as uncharacterized. Lineage: Eukaryota; Fungi; Ascomycota; Pichiomycetes; Serinales; Debaryomycetaceae. Gene Ontology annotation, biological process: transmembrane transport. The transcript has a single exon. The coding region runs from base 1 to 1683 and encodes 560 amino acids. Gene Ontology annotation, molecular function: transmembrane transporter activity. The record is from RefSeq and is a predicted model, not a curated record.
AUGACGUCUAAUAAUUUACUGGAACAAGAAACCAAUCAUAGUAUUCAGGAUAUUGAAAAAAAGCAAUUGGCAGAUCAAUUGGGUGAUAUUCAUUACAAGAUUCUUCCCACUAAAAAAUUAUUGAUUUGUUUGUUUUCAUUAUCUUUAGCAUUGUUUUUAUCUUUUGUUGAUCAAACUAGUGUUACAAUAGCAUUACCCACUAUAGGUAAAGAUUUAAAUGCGGAAACCACCAUUAAUUGGGCCCCAACAGCAUCAUUAUUGGCAAAUUGUAUAUGUCAAGUAUUAUUUGGAAGAUUAUCUGAUAUUUUUGGAAGGAAAGUCAUGCUAAUAACUUGUUUAAUUUGUUUAUCAUUAGGGGAAUUGAUUUGUAGUUUUGUCCAAACUGGAGUUGAAUUCUUUGUGUUUAGAGCACUAACGGGAUUAAGUUGUGGUGGCAUUCAAAGUCUUUGUAUGGUCAUAUUAAGCGACGUUGUCACUUUAAAACAAAGAGGUAAAUAUCAAGGGAUAUUGGGUGCUAGUGUGGGAAUAGGAAAUUCUAUUGGACCUUUUAUGAUGGCAGCAUUUAUUGAACAUAAUAAUUGGAGAAACUUUUAUCGUAUGAUGUGCCCAAUUAAUAUUCUUGCAUUUGUUAUCAUUGCAAUUUUCAUUGACACCAAACAACAAACGAAACAAUUGAAUCAAUUAUUAAGUAAAUCGGAACAAUUUAAAAAAUUGGAUUAUUUGGGGAUGUUCAUUGGUUGUUCUGGGUUGACGUUAUUGUUGGUAUCCAUAAGUAGUGGUGGAUCAACUUAUAAUUGGAAUAGUGCUUUAGUUAUUUCUAUGUUUGUAAUUGGAGGUGUACUAUUGAUUACUUUUUUGUUUGUCGAAUGGAAAGUUCCUGAAUUGCCCAUGAUACCACUCAAUCUUUUCUCCAGAUUAUCAUUGGGGUUGAUUUUGGGAUCAAAUUUUUUCUUUGGCAUGGCAUAUUAUGGGUUUACAUUUUAUAUUGCCUAUUACUAUCAAAUUGUUCUUGGCUUGGAUUCAAUUCAUUCAGCUAUUUUAAUGUUGCCCCUAGUGAUUCCUCAAUCGGUUGUUUCAGUGAUAGCAGGACAAAUAAUAAGUUACACUGGUCAUUAUAUCUACGUUAUUAUAUUUGGAUACUCACUUUGGACUCUAUCGUGUGGAUUGACAUUAUUGUUUGAUUUGACCACUAGUUAUGGAGUUAUUACUGUGGUGUUGUUAUUAAUGGGAACAGGGGUGGCAUGCACUUUCCAACCAACAAUGGUGGCCGCCCAAAGUCAAGCAAAAAAAUCACAAAGAGCAGUCGUUAUAAGUUGUCGGAAUGUCAUUAGAUCUUUGGGUGGUGCAGUAGGUUUAGCUGUGGCUUCAUUAAUUAUUACCAAUAGUUUGUUAAAAGAAAUUUCCAAACAGGAAAACCAUCAAGACAUUUCUUCAAAUGUGUCGGUGCCAACGGGAUAUUUAAUGUACUUGAAAACUCACAUUUAUUCCAAAAUCGAUACAACACAAUUGACGGCUGCUCAAAUAUUGAUUGUCAGAAAAAUGUACAUGAACUCCAUUCGUAAUUUCUUUUACUUGACAAUACCAUUGUUAGCAUUGUGUUUGAUUAGCAGCUUGUUUGUUAAAGACAGAGGACUCCAGUGUAUAGACGAGGAACCUGAAAGACUGGAAAAAGAGUUGCAAUAA